Messenger RNA from Oryza sativa Japonica Group (Japanese rice), 1446 nucleotides. Its product is annotated as protein transport protein sec31. Lineage: Eukaryota; Viridiplantae; Streptophyta; Magnoliopsida; Poales; Poaceae. The record is from RefSeq and is a predicted model, not a curated record. Gene Ontology annotation, cellular component: transcription repressor complex.
AACGCGGCCGUGCUCCUCGAAUUUGACGAGAUUUGGCGAAGCCGCCCGCGCGCGGCGCGCCCUCGGCCCCUCGCCAACAACAGGCGCGACGAAUCCGGUUCAAAUCCAUUAAAGAAAGGGGCCCCACACGCGGGGGCCACUUCACCGACAUGUCGUCCCCACCGCCGCAGCGCCCGCCAGCUACGUCCCCGCCCGCGCCGGCCGCCGCCGCCGCCUCCCCCCAGCCGCUCCCCCGCGCCUUCCUCGCCGCGGCGGCCUCCUCGCCCCGCCGCGCCGCCGCGUCCCCGGCGCCGGCACCGCCGCCCCCGCCCUUCACCGGCCGCCCGCUGAACCCUAACCCUAGCCACCAUGCCACCGCCGCCCACGGCAUCCUCUAUCCCGUCGCCACGUCCUCCGCCGCGGCGGCUGCGGCCGCCGCCACCGCGAACCACCGCCGCGCGCCCGCGGUCGCCGUAGGGUACCCUCGCGCCCACGCCGUCGCGGUGCCCAUAGUGCAGCCGCAGCAUCCCCUGGCGCCCACGCAUGGCCGGUCGUUCCCCGCCGCCCCGAGGGCGGUGGUGGCAGGUGUGUCGUCGCGCCCCGAGCAGCCUCCCCGAGGAGUCCCUAUAGCUCAGCAAGCACAGCCCAAGGUCAUUCCACUACCAGCUGUAACUCCAUCUCCUCAAGAGAUCAACAACUCAAAAGAUAGUGAAAGGAGCAAGGAGGACUCUACAACAGUGGUUAUUAAUGACCGUAAAGUUAACUUGAUGGAUAGUGAGUCAGGAUCCUUGUAUGCACUUUGUCGAUCAUGGGUGCGUAAUGGAGUUCCACAUGAAAGUCAGUUCUUGCAGCCAAGCUUUGGAACUGGUGCACCAAUUCUUCCAAGACCACUGCCUGCUUCAGUCGUGGACUCUAGGAUAUCAGAAAAGGACAAUGAUGCUGAGAAAGAGAACUCAGAGGAAGAGAAGAAUGAAACCGGUGAAUAUACUGCAAGUGACUUGCUGAAGCAGCAUGUGAAGCGUGCAAAAAAGAUCCGUGCUGGUUUGCAAAAGGAGCGGCUCCGACGGAUUGAAAGAUACAAGCAGCGCCUUGCACUUCUCUUACCCCCGCCUAGCGAGCUUGGGAAGCAUGAUGGUCAUUCGUAGAAGUGUAAAACCGACCCAAUUUGUAUUCAAGUGUUGUAGUAGCUCUUAUGUAGCCUUGGUGUUGCCGUUUUAGUUAAGAAAAGAAAAAUCUGAAGAAGCUGAAACAGCAUUUCAUCUGCUGGCCUGUAACUUCGUUAGCAUAGUCGUUCGAGCGACAUAUACUUACCCAACAACAAACUUUGACCUCCAUGUAAACGUCUUCUCCGGCUGUGUUCAGCGUUUGAGUUUAACAUAGUUUUAUGCAAUGACUUGUGCUAUUUAUGCUGCUGGAUGUUUGUACUAGACAAGAAAUUUGAUGGCUGUAUGCACGAGUGUUUUUGCA